Molecule: messenger RNA, 1719 nt
Organism: Tarenaya hassleriana
Lineage: Eukaryota; Viridiplantae; Streptophyta; Magnoliopsida; Brassicales; Cleomaceae
Product: metal tolerance protein C4
Exons: 13
Coding region: 174-1547 (457 amino acids)
Biological process (GO): transmembrane transport; zinc ion transport
Cellular component (GO): membrane
Molecular function (GO): monoatomic cation transmembrane transporter activity
Source: RefSeq, a predicted model, not a curated record
CUCAAGAAUCCUAAUCCUCUCUUCAGAUUUCCCUCAGAGAAUGCGUGGAAGAUAGCACAGUGAACGGGAACCGCAUUUCUCCAACUCCUUUUCCGGGAAAAUUUUCCAGGGUUCCCGGGGAGUUUAUAUAAUCACUCGCAUGCCACCCGGAAAAUCUCGAACAAAACCCUGAAAUGCAAUCAUCGCAUCGCUUCUUCUCUCGCCUUCUUCAAUCCCCGGGGAAGUGUUGCAGCAGAACAAGUGUCGUCAACGCUGGAGUUUUUGUCCAGUCACUGUCUCGAAUCGACCAAGGCCAUGGACUCCUUGAGACCCAUCAAAUUUUGGGUAUUCCUCUUCGUUCGUAUUCGCAGUCGAGAGGGUUUUUCUCCAGGAAUUGCUCAGUUGGGGGUUUAACCGUGCGAGCUUCUGUUUCGUUCGAAAGGGACGACAAUCUCCGGAUUGAUCCGUAUUCGUCUCACCGGAAUUUCUUCACUCGAGCGAAACAAGUGAAGCGAAUUGAGGUCAAUGAUGAACACAGUCAACGGGCUGUGACUACUGCAUUGUGGUGCAACUUCCUCGUCUUUUCGCUUAAGUUUGGGGUUUGGUGGUCGACUUCUAGCCAUGUCAUGUUGGCUGAAGUUGUUCACUCAGUUGCCGAUUUCGCUAAUCAGGCACUUCUUGCUUAUGGCCUCAGUAGCUCAAGACGUGCCCCAGAUGCCAUUCAUCCCUAUGGUUACUCAAAAGAAAGAUUUGUAUGGUCCUUGAUAUCUGCUGUUGGCAUCUUUUGCCUUGGCUCUGGUGCUACCAUCGUUAAUGGAGUGCAGAACUUGUGGACUUCAGAGCCAGCACCAAAUAUGGAGUACGCCGCUUUGGUAAUAGGAGGUUCAUUUAUAAUUGAAGGUGCUUCACUUAUCGUUGCUAUACAAGCCGUCAGAAAAGGAGCGGCUGCAGAAGGUAUGACUAUUAGAGAUUACAUAUGGCGUGGCCAUGAUCCUACCUCCGUUGCUGUUAUGACAGAGGACGGUGCUGCAGUGACUGGUCUCGCGAUUGCAGCUGCGUCUCUUGUGGCUGUUAAGACGACGGGAAAUCCUAUUUACGACCCUGUCGGAUCUAUUUUAGUUGGGAAUUUACUUGGAAUGGUGGCUAUAUUUCUCAUUCAGCGGAACCGGCAUGCCCUGAUCGGGAGAGCAAUGGAUGAUCAUGACAUGCGUAAAGUUCUUCAUUUCUUAAAGAACGAUCCGGUUGUAGAUGCUUUGUACGAUUGCAAAAGUGAAGUGAUUGGACCUGGUUCCUUUAGAUUUAAAGCGGAAAUAGAUUUCAACGGAGAGGUCGUUGUCCAAAACUAUCUGAAGAGAACUGGCCGCGAAGAGUGGGCAAGACAGUUCCGCGAGGCUGCAAAGAAAGGAGACGAAUCUGCACUGCUCAAGAUAAUGUCAAACUAUGGGGAGGAGGUGGUUACAGCUUUGGGAAGUGAAGUUGACAGGCUAGAGAAAGAGAUACAAGAACUUGUUCCGGGAAUUCAGCACGUAGACAUUGAGGCUCACAAUCCUGUAGAUCCAUCUCUAUGAUCUCCCUUCACUCUCUCGUUGUAUGAGAUUGGUUUUGUUUUUUUUUUCUGUCUGAAAAAGAAAGCAACGAUAGGAUUUCAUAACACAUGAACAAAUCAUUCUCUUCAAGAAUCUAUAUAUAUGUAUAUGAAGAGCAAUUUCUUUCUCUUGCGUGGUUGAUUUUCCCGGUGAA